AUCACUUAGCAACAGAGAACGAUUCAAUAUGGCGGCCAUCGAAAAAUUUGCAAACACAAAUUUUUUCAAAAAUCACAAUUUAUAGUCGAUGUGCCUUUAUUUUCUGAAUUAUGCGGAUGAAUUAUACAAACAGAAUAAAUAGCUAACAUCAAAAAAGAAAAAUGCCCAGUCUUGUUGCAACAAAGAAUACAUACAAUACAAGCAAACUGAACUUUGAUGGCAUUGAAGUUGCCAAUGGGAUAGUGUGGCAAGGAUGGGAGCCUGGUCAAGAAUACACCAAGAACAUUAUACUGAAAAAUGUCAAAGUUAAAACACAAAAACUGAAAUACAAUGUACCAAGUAGUAGAUUUUUCUCCACACUCUACCCACAGCCAAUAGUCCUGAGUGCUGGGACCAGUUACACGUUACCCGUUACCUUUAGGCCCCUUGAGAAAAAUGUCUAUGAAGACAAGAUUGCGUUUGAGUCUCCUGAAGGAGCAUUUGAGGUUCCAAUCAGAGCAGUGUUACCUCAGACUGAUAUUGUUAUACCUGAACAUGUCAACUUUAACAUGUGCUCUGCCCAAGACAAUGUGCAGCUUACAUUUACGAUAAAGAAUGCAAGUGAGCUAGAAACUCCAUUUGAAUGGGAUGUGAAGGAACCAUUCACACUUGAGCCUCAUGAAGGAACCUUAGAUGCAUGGGGAUCUUGUACCAUUCAUGCUACAUUCUCCCCAAAGCAUGCUCUCGUGUAUGAAGCAGAUGCUAUAUGUCGCUAUGGAAAUAAAUAUGAGGAGAGGAAAAGUACAAGAUUUGAGGGUAUAGGGAAAUAUCCUCACUUGCUGGUGGCAGCAUCUGGUCAGUCCCCUGCCACUUUAACAAAGGAGGAUCAAAACCCCACACUAAACUUUGGCACCAUCCCACUGGGCAAAUCCUCAGAAAAAUGGGUAGAACUGCAUAACCUUUCACCUGUGAGAGCACCAUACAAGGUGACCCACCCUACUGCAGUUAGUAGGAUAGAUACAGUGUUCUCCUGCCCUCAACGUAGUGGAGUUGUACCUCCAAUGAGUGCUGUGCAAAUACCAAUCAUUUUCAGUCCAAACACUAUUGACGCAUCUAGUGUUGAUUACUUUGACAUCAUAGGUAUAGGCAACAUCAGUAAGACUCAGCUCAAGUGUACAGGAGCAUCCAAAGGUCCAAAAGUGACCCUUACCAAAAAAGCUUUGAACUUUUUCCAAAUUGAUUCUGGUCAAACUGGCACAAAAGUUGUAGAGAUUGUUAACGAUUCCGACAAUGAGGCAACUUUUAAGUUUAUGAUAGACUGUAAUGAGAGUGUCUUCAAGGUGGACAAGUUGAGUGGGGUGCUUGCUCCAUAUACUAAAGUGAAGGUCAUCAUUCUUUUCAAACCUCUGCAUCCCAUCAACUACUACAGGCGCAUAGCUUGUGUUGUGCAUAAUCAGGAUCCGUUGUUUCUGGACCUUCUGGGGACAUGUCAUACUGAGACGGCUAAGCCUGCUGUGUUAGAAAUUGAACACAUAGAGAGAUACAGGACCCAUGUAGAGAGGGGCUUUUCAAUGUUCCCACCUGAGCAACUGAAUGAACUUGUGAAGUCUGAGAAGCUUCAAAUAGAUGCCAAUGGUGCACUGAUGUCUGCUGAUGCUGAGAGUUUGGAGGCAUACUGUGAACCACCCUCACAUAUUACAACUAUGGAGGAGUACUUCAAUGAUGGCUACUACUCUGAUGUAACACACUCUGUACCACAUGUAAGCUUAGAUGUACACGAGGCAGACUUUGGACAGUGCACGAGUAUGCGUCUAGUUGAACCGAAGACAUUGAACGUGACAAACCACACCAAGGGAAAGAUCACAGUUGUGUGGAUGGGCUCUGAGGACCAUGUAUUUAGCGUCACUCCAUGUACAAUGGACAUUCCCCCUCUCAAGACUUGCUCCUUUAGACUCUCAUUUAAACCGACUGCCGCCAACAAGUUCUAUGGAGCAGAGCUUGAGUGCUAUGCUUACUAUAAGAGUCUACGGGACUACAGGUUGGUAGAGAGUACCACCCACACUCCUCCAUGGUGCCUGACACUCACCACAAUGGGACAGACAUUCAUGCCAAACAACGAAACAUUCCUACCAAGGUUUGAUAUUGAUUCGCCAAAGUUAGUGUUUCCUGCCGUAAAUGCCAAUGAAGCCACCUAUAGGACACUUGCUGUAGCUAACCUCGGCACCACACCUAUCUUAUAUGAAUUUGCACCAGAUCCUGAUGGCAUAUUCAGUGUAAAGCCUACAAAGGGACUCCUAACUGAAGGAUACCAAAUGUUUGUAGUGAAGACUCUCCCUAAAGAAGUGAAGACAUACAGACAGACACUCAAACUGCGCCUCAAUGACGCUGACAAGAACACUCAGGACAUCUUAGUGUGGGGGUCUGCAGAGUCAGCUGAGGUUGUCUUGGAGAAUGGGGGAGAGUUGUACUUCAAACCUACAUGUGUUGGAACUGCUUCACAUCAGAACUACUCAAUCAAGAAUGUCUCAAGAAUUCCUCUAAGGUUUGAGUGGAAAUUGAACCAUAAAGAUGCCAAGCUAUUAUCAGUGCACCCUCCAGAAGGGACCAUCCUACCCAAUGAGUCUCAGAACCAUACCUGGGCCUUUAAACCCACAUGCAAGAGUAAGUUUGUCUCAAAGCCCAGUCUCAUAGUCUGGGGUCAAGGUCAAAGUGCAACAAGCUCAGCUGGCAAGAAAAAGCAGUUCGUACUACGUGUGUUAGGUGAAGGAUCUCUGGGGCAAAUAGAGUCUGAGUCUACCUACAUUGACUUUGGUAAUGUUGUGGUUGGAAGCUCAGCUACACAGAACAUUGUCCUUGUGAACACCAGCAACUGUAGUCUCCACUAUAAACUUGAUGUUGAGCAGAAUGUCACUGGAGAUGUCCCUGAUGAAGUAAUCAAUGAUGACAGUAUUGCCCUACAGUUAGACAGAAGCUUUGGUAUUCUCCCAGCGCGCUCCAAGGUUACGGUGAUAGGCACAGUUCGACCAAUGAGACGUCUCUGUUAUCAGUUUGCCAUUUCAUACCAGCUAAUCACCUCGCAAGAGGGCAAUAACAUUGACCCUGAACUCAGUGAAGCUCAACAUUUGUGCCACAUUCUGGCAAUGGGUGUGUUCCCAGUUAUGUCAAUCACUGAUGCCCGUUGCUAUGGUAGCGCUAUCGGGAUCAGCAAAAAACAAUUAUGGAAUCUUUUCUCAUUGGAUAACAUGAACAUGUGUCUUGAUUCAGCGCCAUCUAUGCAGGAGAUAUCAUACUCUGUGGCAUCAAGGAAAAGCCACAGAAGGAGACAACCUGUACACACCAGGUCUAUCUUGGACUUCAACUUUAGUGCUGCUCCUGUGGGAGCUGAGCCCUGUGUGGUCCAACUCAUGAUUGAGAACACUGGAGCAGUACCUACUGAAUGGUCAUUCCUGUACCCCAAGGACCUGCAGUUGGAGUUGGAAUACUGGGCAGAGACUGGGGAGUUUGAUGAGGAUGAGCUUCAUGAGAUGAAGGUAAUGGACAACAAGCUGUUUGAGAUCACCCCUAAGAAGGGUAAGCUAGAGCCAGGAGAAUGUAAAACAAUCAAGUUCUCCUAUAAACAUGACAUGGCUGGUACAGACAGGCUUCCUGUUCUACUCAAGCAGACCUCAGGCAGGGAAAUAUUGAUCAACUUUAUUGGUGUGACUGUUGAGCCUGAGAGGAGAUACAUUCACUUUCCUAGCAACAAGUUCAUGUUUGCCCCUGUUGCCGUGGGGGAGAAGAAUAGUCCCAAACAGGUGUAUGAACUUUUCAAUGGAGGUGCAGUUCCUGUAAAGUAUGAGAUAGACACCUCUCCACUUCUAUCAAUUCAACAGGAAAACUUUGACCACCCUGUAUUUGAAUGUGUGAACCCCCAAGGGGAGAUCCUGCCUGGAAGAAAUGCCAUUGUUGAGUGGAAGUUCUCACCUUUAGAAGCAAAGACAUACAUGGCUGAUGUUCCUAUUCAAAUCCAUGAAGGAGACACUGCCCUUAUCACGUUCACUGGCGUAGGCUAUGAUAAACGUGCUCUGGGGGAGACUAUGCCACUGACUGACCAACCAGACUCCACAGGUGUCCCAGGUGUACAGAGUGUUCCAAUUCCAGGACAGUUGGUAUUCCUGUCCCAGGAGAGACUGUCAUUUGGUAAUGUGCCUCUCUAUGCCAAGGGCAGACAGGCUAUCUUUGUAACCAACCGCUCCAAAGAUCACACUGUAUCUUUCGAAUGGCAUGUCACUUCACAGUACGAUAGUCAGUUUGUGAACAUCAAGCCAUUGAACGGCAGCCUUCAGCCUGGUGACAGUAUGAUGUGUAGGGUCUCAUUUACUGCAGUUGGCGUACCUUCAUUCUAUGAUCUAGACCUGAUAUGUGAGGUAACAGAUGAAACAGAAAUGGCUAAAUACAAUAAGAAACUUGCAGCUUGGGAAAAAGAAAAUGAGAGACAGAAGUAUGAGUUCACCAUCACUGAAAAUGACCUGAACGCUGACCAACGGCUACCAGAUUUGGAGGAGAGACCUCGCAGUGGUCAGUUGAGGUCCUUAGAUUCUAGUAGAUCAACAACUAGGUCUCCAAUGGGAUCGGAUUCUGACCUUAGCAAAUACAGGACAUUGCCACCCAUAAAGACCCCUUCUAUUGAUCGUGAACAAAUCAAAAAGAGUGUGACAAGGCAACAGAAAGAGGAUUACUGGCAGAAACCUGUGGCACCUGAUCCGUUCUUGCUUCACCUUGGGGUGACUGCACGCACACAUGACAUCACAGAAUUCCAGAAUAACUUCUCAGAGGAUUACCACAAGUAUUACAUUGAUAUGAGUCUAGGAGAGUCCCUAUCUGGGUCAGACAGUAAGGUUCAGGUAGAGAACAGUGUUUCACCUCUGGAGAUAGAAUGUGCAGAGUCUGAGGUUGAUCUCAUAUCUGGUGUACUGGGGAAUAUACUUAGAGGUUUGUUGGAUGACUCUGAUUUCCAUCAUUCCAUUGCUAAAAUAAAAGAGGAGGCUAUUCCAUACUUUGUUCAAAUUGGCACUAAGGGUGCUGUAACACCUCCCCCCUCUGAAGAAACUCUUGUUCCUGAAUCCACCACCCUCCCUUCAGAGAAAUCAAUGCAGAGUCGACUCACCCAAUUAGAAGGGGAGACAGGUCGAGAAAGUGGACUCUCUUCAAUAGAUAUGACACUGUCGCCAUCUAUUAGUCCUACCACCCCUCAAACAGGCAGCAGAGUCGAUGCUAUACCAAGUUCGGGAGACCCACCAGCGACCCCACCCCCCUCCAAACAGAAACUCCUCCCCUCCCACAGGGGACACACUCGAGAGGAGAUGGCUCAGAGCUUUGCUGUAGAAAAAGGACUGAAUGAAAAACAAAACAUAAAACAGAAUCGUUUGUUUGGAUCAAUGUUGGAUUCCAUAGUGGAGAACGCUGUGUUGAACAUUAUGAACGAGGCAUUUGAUGGGGAGUUUAAUAUAACAGCAAGACCGAGACUUGUGGCUCUUCCACCAAAACCAAACACUCCCCAAGGAUCAAAACAUUAAGAUAUAUUUUAAAAAUACUUGUGUAAUAUACUGUAUAUAAAAUUGUAUAUACCUGUACAUAAUUUAUAUUGGAACAGUUUAUGCAUUUUUCAGUUAGCAACAUCUGAAAAUAUAAAUGCAUUAUUCCAUUUAUAAUAAAGAAGUAGGUUCUUUUGCGAAAAUUCUUUUCACACACAUCGAAACAGAAAAGUAUAACUAGCUAUGGAAAAAAAAACAUUUUGCAAGGUCUAACUUCUGCCCUGGAUAGAGGAUAAUAAUACCUGGACAAAAUAAAGACCAUGCAUUAUGAUUUCAGAUAAGACAUGGCUAUACUACAACUUGAUAAGUCAGAAAGUGAUAAUGCAGUAAUGCAUGAAUAGCUUUGAAUCUAAAAUAAUCCUCAAAAUCUCUCUAAGGAUUAUUUUUGCAUGAACAAAAGUACUCUUAAUAUAGUCGGUCUAAUUUAUUAAUAACUAAAUCAAACAUGUCUGACCUUCGUGCUAUUCAUAACGGUUAAUAGCAUUAUCAUUUAAAGGUUAUUCAUAUUGUCUAUAUUGUCUAUUGUAUCAAUUUCAUGAUGAAUGACAUCAGGAACAGAAUUAUAGAUAUGGAAAAAUAACAAAAUAGCUGACCCAAUAUCAAUAUUAAUUCUUGUUAUCAAAUGUAGUUCAUUGAUUCAUUGUAUAAAUAUGGCUUGCCAGAUUCCAGGCAUCAUUUGACAUUUUUAUGGAUUUCUUUUUAGAAAUUACAGUUGUGAUGGUAAAGAGGUGAUCUGUGAUUCCUAAACAUCAUCAAGAUCUUUAACAAUCUCCACAACUCUUUGAUUAAGUCUUGUCUCAUCUUAAAUGGAGAAAAAUUAAACAAUUUGAGUGUUGGGGUCUAUUGGGUUAUCAACAUUUAUACUUACAUACAUUUUGGGGCAUGAACCAAGUAAAGUAAGACUGUUGUAGAGUUUCAUACCGUAUGAUAAAUAUAACACAAGGUGCCAUAGACAU
Molecule: messenger RNA, 6508 nt
Organism: Owenia fusiformis
Lineage: Eukaryota; Metazoa; Annelida; Polychaeta; Sabellida; Oweniidae
Source: the annotation of a GenBank genome assembly